Rhipicephalus microplus (southern cattle tick) is the source of this 3458-nucleotide messenger RNA. Its product is annotated as PI-PLC X domain-containing protein 3. The record is from RefSeq and is a predicted model, not a curated record. NCBI's taxonomy places the organism in Eukaryota, Metazoa, Arthropoda, Arachnida, Ixodida, Ixodidae. Gene Ontology annotation, molecular function: phosphoric diester hydrolase activity. Gene Ontology annotation, biological process: lipid metabolic process.
GUGUGGUGGUUCUACGCAACUGGUACCAAGCAUGCUCAUCAGCUGGAGGGUGCUUGCGUGCUCGCCGAUCCUGCGUACGAUCGCGCAGCUUCUGACGGUGGUGCCGUCGAUAUGGCAGCCGUGACCGAUGGGGACGCAACGUCCGAGAUGGAAAAUUGGAUGGGCAACCUGCCGGGGGAGCUGCACAACGUACCGCUGAACCACCUAGCCAUACCAGGAUCGCACGAUAGCUGCAGCUAUACCAUAUCACCACAAGCAGAAAUAGCGCCGGACAACGAGUACUACGGCAACAAGCUGUUGAAACUUUUGGGUCCCAUAGGAAAGCAGAUCAUGUACAGCUGGUCAGUCACGCAGAACAUCAGCACUAUGGAGCAGUUGCAUGCUGGCAUCCGCUACUUCGACAUCAGGAUAGCCGUCAGGAAGGAUCUGAAAGACGAAAAUUUGUACCUUAUUCACGGGCUGUUCGGUGCCGUCGUCGACAACUUUCUUGUGGAAGUCAAGGAGUUCCUCGAAAGCCACAAGAAAGAGGUCAUACUGGUUCACUUUCAGCACUUCUACAACAUGACGGACACCGACCAUAACCGCCUCCUGAACAAGUUGACGAGCGCGUUCGGCCCACUUAUGUGCCAGUUCACCACAGACCUGGACAACAUCACCCUCGCGUCACUGUGGCGGCGUGGAUAUCAGAUGAUCACCUUCUACGGUCACGAAAAGUUGGCCAAGUACCAUCCGUACCUCUGGCCUACGAGCUACAUCCCAAACCCGUGGCCAGAUGAAGACGACGCUGGGCGCCUGGUCACAUUUUGGAACCAAACAUUGCAGCAGGGACGUGAUCCCAAGGCGUUCUUCGUGCUUCAGGCCGUUGGCACUCCUCAGCCUUCGACGGUCACCAUGCACAUCUGCAAUAGCCUCAGGGUCUACGUUGUCCCCAAGGUGAAUGCGGUCCUAGAGAGCUGGCUAUCAAGCCAAGUGCCGGGUAGCGGUAAUCACACUUGCAACAUCAUCAUGUCCGACUUUGUGGAGAUGAACAACUACCGAAUUCCGAAAAUGGUGGUGGAAAUGAAUCGGAAGCUCUUGGAAAACGCAUCUGCCACUUCGGGAGACGAGAUGGUGUGAACUGAAAGACUAAGUCGACUGUUGAUUCUGCUUAUGUACGUUGCUUUUGCAAGCUGCAGGAACUUGAUGUGCGCUGCUGUUUGGGCAAAAAAAUAUCUGUAUAUAGGGGGCGCUUGAGUGCUAAUGGGGAAUGAUUGUUAAAAGCAGGCACAUCUCAGAGAUUUUUUCUCUUCACGACAGUGAUCUGGCCUCUAGGUCAGAGCAAAAGGAACCUAGACAUUCAGUACAGUUGACGCAAGAAUCCUCACAGCAUUGCAGACGGCCUAAAAAUCCUUGCAAAUUGCGAGAUCUGUCAGGUGUGCCUGCUCUCAAUGGCUCCCCGUGCUUAAACAUGUGCCUCAUGCUUUAGUGAAAGAAGCGCAACAUUGCCCGAAAGUAUUUUGCACGGCGCGCGCUUGCUCAGCACAAGGCGUUUUUCUUACUCGUCUUUUUGCAAUGCUUUUAUCCGAGCUAAUGCAAGUUGACGGAGGCUGCCCACGUUGCAAUAACGCUUUUUUAUCACCUUUAUCUUUGUGUAUGGGGACACAAUCCAUCAGGUAUUUUAGCUUGUGUCAGCAGGCAGAGCGAAGCUGUUCCAUUUUGUACCGAGGUGCAAAGGUCCUGAAUGUUGUGACGUUGUCUGUUGAAUGUCGGGGUCCCACAAUGAACAAUGUUGCAGUUUGCUGUGUUGGCGUGUUUUUAAUAUUAUACAAAGCGUCCUACCGAUUAUUUGGGCCCUACACCCUCUCGCUAUUGACCUUUGAAAAGGAAUUUCUGGUGGUUACCUUAGAGUGGAGUUCCUUUCUAUAGACACUGGCAAUCCUUCAAGGUAGUUCAUUUGAUUCCCGUGCUUAAAAGCAUAGAAAGCAAAUUUUCAAGCACAAAAGAAGUGUUUAAAUAAGCAAGCUCCAAUCUUUGCCGCAUUGACCACCACACCGAGCUACGUGUGAAGCUGGGACCUUUUUAUUGCCGAACAAUUUCUGCAUGUCGAUGUGUUUUUGUGAACUUGUGUACAGUACAGUUGGCAGAAGCUGAAAUGCACACAGGUUCGAGAAAGCGAGAGCAUACUAUUUUUAUGUCCCUUGCUGGGCAUUGUGACCGAACCUCUUGGUGACAGUGUUUAAGGGGGCACGGAGGGCAAGGACGUCUGAAAAUGUGAUUUUUCAAUUUUCAUGGCACAAUAUUGCAGCAUUACUGACAAGCGCUUCCACGAAGUGGCGACUUUUUAAGUGCAGAGGAAAGCAUUUGAAAAUGGCACCAAACGCACCUGAUCCCGUGACUGCACAGCGGCAACUCAAACUUUAAAUGCCUUUUUUUAACUAACGCUACUUUUCAUGAGAAAAGGAACAUGUUCUUUGUAAUUGCUGAAGCUACCAAAUGCAAACUUUUGUGACUUAUUUAUGAAUGCCACGCAUCCUUUCUGAAGCAAGAGAAUGUUGUUGCCACCAGAAUUGUAUUUUUUAUGGAGGUUUUUCUUUAAGAAAGGAGCCCUAAAAUUCUAGUCAUAAAACGCUUAUAUUUUUAACUAGAGAAUGUUAACACCUAUGAUUAUAUUUUGGUUCAGAAGAAUGUCCUCGUCCCAGAAGAGGUUUGGCCAUUUCACACGCAAAAUCUUUUUCACAAAUGUUCCUUCAGAAAAAGAAAAGGUCUAAUAUUUUUGUUUUUAUUAUUUUUAAAACAGCUUUGUAUUUUGUUGCCGAAUUCCCAAAACACAUAGUGAAAUCUCCAUUCAAACAACUCGCAAAAUUUUUCUAAAAUUUGCUUUAAAAAUAACAGUGCCAUGGGCAGCAGUAGUUGCAGUCAUGUCUGUGCUAUCAAUCUUCCCUUAGAUACAUGAUACGCUGUGACGUAUGAUGCAUUUGUGCAUAUCUGCCGUUGAAUCACUUUUAUCCAGUUAGCAUUCCAACUUGUGGCAAGGAAUCGUACCGGUAUGUCUAAGAAGUGGCAUCGAGCUCUACAUGCUGUUCGACAAUGAUGCAUAUUACGAGUCUGUUAUGCAGUGUGCAACAUAUUAUGUGAGAAUGUUUCCUAUUGUGGAAACCUUGAGGAGUGUAGUCCCAUGAUGAUGUAGCAGAUAGUUUUCUGCAGAGAGCCCUAUCAUACCUUUGAUGAAAUUCUAUCAUGCUAGAAGUUAUAUCUCAAUUGACAGCUUGAUCUAUAGAGUGCUAUUUAUAUGCAAACUACCAUCCAUAUGUCCGGUGCCGUUUUUUUUUUCUGUGUUUUUUAGUGAGUUCAUGAUAUUUCAGUGCUAUUUUAUAUUAUAUGCUGUCAUCUUGGAAAAAAUAUUUACACCAUUUUUUUUUACUGCUCACUUGAGUAGCCAUUGAAACGUAUAUAUUAAAAGCAUGGAGUUUGGGUUUCAA